Puccinia graminis f. sp. tritici CRL 75-36-700-3 is the source of this 291-nucleotide messenger RNA. RefSeq lists its product as uncharacterized. The record is from RefSeq and is a predicted model, not a curated record. Bases 1 to 291 code for a protein of 96 amino acids. The transcript is spliced from 2 exons. NCBI's taxonomy places the organism in Eukaryota, Fungi, Basidiomycota, Pucciniomycetes, Pucciniales, Pucciniaceae.
AUGCCGCUAGAAAUCUCAUGCUGUGCGGCUCAGGUGGGAUCGCCGAAGAAAGCCCCGUGUCGCAUAUCUAACCGACCGCAGUACCAACCGAAGGCCGUCGUUGGGAGCUAUCCCAACCGCGGGCACGCACGUUCGGCCCACAUCGGAAAGUUGGGCCAAAGGCGGCUCCGAUACCUCCCGCAAAGAGACACACCAGAAAGUUUGGGCGGUAUCGGGGAGGUCGGCUCGACGUUGGCUCCCACGUCAACCCCAUCAAACACAGUACAACAAAUAAAACACCUUAUGAAUUAG